AACGACUUGCGGAUGAUGAUGGAUGCUAUUUUACCAGUGUCUGGAUGCGUGAUGCGCUACUAUUACUACUACUACUGCUACUACUACUAUACCUACUAUACCUGCCCAAGUACAUGCCCAAGGUACCCGCGAUUAUUCCUUUCGGUCUGUCAGAGUCGAAAGAGAACAAUCUCCAACACGCUUCGCCUUUUUUACUUAUCUAUCCGCCCGGUGCACCUUCCCCGCGAUUCAAAAGCUGACGGCGAAGAAUCGAACUCAUCAACUAUCCCCCCUCCACCCCUCAAUAAAACACACAGCCUGCACUCGUUGAUUCCGACGGUCCCCCUCGAUCAGCGCAUAUCAUCUCAUCGGAACCAGCCCUCGGACAAUAGAAGCUCCAACGUUCUUACCUUCCCCACGGUCAUUCCAAUCGGUCAGAACGAGAACGUCCUUGUAAUCCCGCCGGCGGAUGCGCAUUUUACUUCAUCUCAGCUACACUGUUAUAUAACUACCAUUCGACGGACGGCGCAGCUUCCAGUACCCACUGUGCUCUACUCUACCCCACCCCGCUCUCUCCACCCCCAUAAUACCCUAGUGGUUGGCUAUAUAUCCAGUAGUACAGACCUCAGCUUCCAAUUGCUCUUUCGAAGCCCCUCCCGUAGAUCGCAUUGCUCUUCCUCUCUCUCUCUCCCCCUCCCUCCAUCUCUCUCCCUCCAUCUCCGUCCCACUCUCACCCGCAGCGCAAGGCAAAAGCGCGCUCUUCACCGACGAAAGCCUGACCUGCAGGGACUGCCGUAAAGUCGGGGGCGAUAGUACCGACCGCGACCAUUUUCGCAACUACUACAUCCCCACCAGACUCGUGGGCUCGUAUGGAAGUAAAGCAGGAAUACUCCAAGAGACCUCGUCUUGAUUCGUGGUCUUCUUCGCAGCAGAUCAUAGACCAAGCGACCUUCCAGUUCCACCAGCAGGCGGCGUAUUCCCCCCAGUCACAGUACUCAAACAGCUCCACGAUGGCAGGAUGGGGAGAAAGCAAACCCCGGUCGCAGAGCAUGAGUGGUGGCGGCGGAGGCGGCGGCGGCGGCGGCGGCGCAAGCGGCAGUGGGG
Messenger RNA from Tricharina praecox, 1083 nucleotides. RefSeq lists its product as uncharacterized. Bases 13 to 777 code for a protein of 254 amino acids. NCBI's taxonomy places the organism in Eukaryota, Fungi, Ascomycota, Pezizomycetes, Pezizales, Pyronemataceae. The transcript has a single exon. The record is from RefSeq and is a predicted model, not a curated record.